AGACGCCCAGCCCCGGUCUUUUCAGAGUUUGUCUGGACUUGGUUGCCGGAACUGGUUCGCGCUGCCUAUACAAUGGUCCUGGAGCUUUACCUGGAUCUAAUCUCACAGCCCUGUCGUGCGGUCUAUAUCUUUGCCAAGAAGAACGGCAUCCCGUUCCAAAUGCAAUCGGUGGACCUGCGCAAGGGUGAGCACCUCAGCGAUGCGUUUGCCCUGGUGAAUCCCAUGAAGAGGGUACCAGCCAUGAAGGAUGAUGACUUCGCCUUGAGUGAGAGUGUGGCCAUCCUGCUCUACCUGACCCACAAGUAUAAGGUUCCUGACCACUGGUACCCCCAAGAUCUGCAGGCCCGUGCUCGUGUGGAUGAGUACAUGGCAUGGCAGCACACAACCCUUCGGAAAAGCUGUCUCCGGGCCCUGUGGCAUAAGGUGAUGUUUCCUGUGUUCCUGGGUGAGCAAGUGCCUUCUGAGAGGCUGGCAGCCACGUUGGCAGAGUUGGAUGUCAACCUGAAGAUGCUUGAGGACAAGUUCCUCCAGGACAAGGCCUUCCUUGUUGGGCCCCACAUCUCCCUUGCUGACUUGGUAGCCAUCACAGAGCUGAUGCAUCCUGUAGGUGGUGGAUGCCCAGUCUUCGAAGGGCACCCCAGGCUGGCUGCGUGGUACCGGCGAGUGAAGGCAGCAGUGGGGGAAGACCUCUUCCAAGAGGCCCAUGAGGUCAUCCUGAAGGUGAAGGAUUCUCCACCUGUCAACCCCAUCAUAAAGCAGAAGAUCAUGCCCAGAGUGCUGACCCUGAUCCAGUGAAUCCAGAAGCUUCAUCCCUGCAGCAUUAAAGGCAAUUCGCAAAGCACCUGCAUUUCACUAGGGAUCCAACCUGGCCUCACCACAUAUUGGUUCUCAGGCCAGGCUCCAUCUUCACUCUUUCCAUGAUAGCCACACAUGACCACAACUAUUAUCCCUACCUUUUGAUUUGAGUUUGGGUAAUAAACCUAGGCUCGAUUUGAGCCUUAGCA
Meriones unguiculatus (Mongolian gerbil) is the source of this 1004-nucleotide messenger RNA. Its product is annotated as glutathione S-transferase theta-1. The record is from RefSeq and is a predicted model, not a curated record. The coding region runs from base 73 to 795 and encodes 240 amino acids. Gene Ontology annotation, cellular component: cytoplasm. Lineage: Eukaryota; Metazoa; Chordata; Mammalia; Rodentia; Muridae. Gene Ontology annotation, molecular function: glutathione transferase activity. Gene Ontology annotation, biological process: glutathione metabolic process. The transcript is spliced from 5 exons.